Tarenaya hassleriana is the source of this 1480-nucleotide messenger RNA. RefSeq lists its product as uncharacterized. The record is from RefSeq and is a predicted model, not a curated record. NCBI's taxonomy places the organism in Eukaryota, Viridiplantae, Streptophyta, Magnoliopsida, Brassicales, Cleomaceae. The coding region runs from base 935 to 1390 and encodes 151 amino acids. The transcript has a single exon.
UUCACCGCCCUAUGCAAUAGCCGGCAAACCACGCAGAACAGAUAAACCAGAUUCAUAAAGCUGACCGGCUCAAGGGGAGUACCAUACCUGGGAUUCGAUCCCACAACCUCAUGGUAGAGGGGGUUGUCAUUAACCCCUAUCCCUUUUUUUUAUAACUGUGUUUUUUUUUUAUAAAAAAAAAAAUACUCUGCGAAAUGUUUAAAAUAAUUUCCGGACUGAAUAAUUGUGAAUAGAAGGGAAGUUUAAGCUAACUAUUAGUAUACUCAUCACAACCAUCAAAACCUUAUCUGGAUUGUAUAAUAUGAUAAAUAAAUGCAAUCAUUAAAAAAAAAAAAGGAAGAGAGGGGGACGGAGACAAUACAAAUAUAUGGUAAUGGCAUAGACAUGGUUUUUGCCAACGCAUCAUCCGCGAUAUUGACAUGACUAACGUAUAUAAAAAACAAUUAUCUAUAUAAUAUAUAGUUUACGCAUACGCAUUGGACACAAACUUGGCAACGAGUUUCCAGAAGCGAAGCAAUAUCUACUUAAAAUCGAUGGGUGUAAUUACAAAACUUCAUUCUAAAUCUAAUUUCUUCGUCGACACUCAACCGAAAGAAUCUCUUGGAUGCCUUAAUUAAUGUGGAGUGUCGUUCAAGGAAACAUUCUGACUGUGAUAGCUACGAUUCCUUUCCCUUUGCCAAUUAAUGUAUGUAUACAUCUGUGUAUAUAUGUAUGUAUGUACGUACCUGUAACCCUAAUGAUCGAUCACAAUAAUUAUAAGGUUGAGAUAUAAUGUUUGCUUCCUUUAUUCUCUAGCUUUUACCUUCACAAUGCCUUCAUAGAAGAAGCAAAGAACUUUUUGUUUCCCUUCAAAGCUCUACUCUCAAAACCAUGAUCCCUUUGUUCAAGUUUCUUCAAUUUGUGUCUUCUUCUUCUUCAUCAUCAUUCGGGAUCAAUGGAAGAGAUAAAUGGAUUUGCAGCUGAUUGUGUCGUCUUGUCAUGUUGCUGCAAUUGCCUCGCGCUCAAGAUCAUAGUCUUUAUCUUCCAUGGACUUCCCAAGAAGGUGGUCAGGAACACGAGAAAGCGCUAUGCGAAAUGGAUGAUACAGCGCGAAAGAAAAAGAAUGGGGCUAGAUUGCGAAUGUGGACAAAGUGUAGGGGCUAUGGAAUCAAUCGAAGGGUCUUUAAGCAUAGAGGUUGAGGGGUUUGGGUGCAUGGAAGAAGUUGAGCAGGUCUUGGAGGAGUUCUCGGAGAGAGGUGAGUUUUUAUUUGGAAGCUUCUGGGGCAGAGAGAGGGUUGAAGGUUCAUCAAGUUGUGUGAAUAAGAUUGAUGUGAGAUUUGUCAAGCAUGAAAUGAUUGAACAAGUAUUCAACUCUUUUGACUAUUCAUUCGCGUUUUUAUCUACGAAUUAAUUAAUUCCCCUAUAAGAAGUUAAUUUUGUAAAUAAAAUGGAUACAGAAUGUUAAAUUUUUUUCCAGGUAAUUGGACGGUUUCCAUGUGCU